Molecule: messenger RNA, 1404 nt
Organism: Vicia faba (fava bean)
Lineage: Eukaryota; Viridiplantae; Streptophyta; Magnoliopsida; Fabales; Fabaceae
Source: the annotation of a GenBank genome assembly
AUGGAGAAACCACUCAAAAUUUACUUCAUUCCAUACUUAGCAGCAGGCCACAUGAUCCCUUUAUGCGACAUAGCUUCUCUCUUUGCCUCACGAGGCCUCUUUGUUACAAUCAUCACCACUCCUUUAAACGCUAAAAUCCUUCCCAAAUCCAACAAAUUCUUCACUGUUCAAACUUUUCCCUUCCCUUCCCAAGAAGUUGGCCUCCCAGACGGUGUAGAAAACCUCACAUCCAUCACUGACUUAGAAAGCGGCUUCAAACUCUACCAUGCCACCAUACUGCUCCGCGAACUCAUUGAGAAUUUCGCGCAGCAGCACCCACCUGAUUGCAUCGUGGCGGAUUUUUUAUUCCCGUGGGUGGAUGAGCUAGCAAACAAGCUUAACAUUCCGAGAUUCGCCUUCAAUGGUUUCUCCCUCUUUACUAUAUGCGCCAUGGAAUCUCUCAAAUUACACCCUCUCCCUGAUGAUGCCUGUGGUUCUUUUCUCAUUCCCAAUUUUCCUCAUGAUAUCACCAUUAACUCAACACCACCCACAGAGUCCAAAUCUUUUAUGGAUCCUCUACUCACCAUAGCCCUCAAAAGCAAUGGCUUCAUCAUCAAUAGCUUGGUGGAGCUCGAUGGUGAAGAAUAUAUUGAAUAUUACGAGAAAAUCAUCGGUCAUAAAGCUUGGCAUCUUGGCCCGGCCUCUCUUGUUCGCAAAACCACUCAAGAGAAGGCGGAAAGAGGAGAAAAAAGCACAUUGAGCGUGCAAAAAUAUUUAACUUGGCUUAACUCUAAGCAAGAUAACUCAGUGAUUUACAUAAGCUUUGGAACCAUUUGUUAUUUCCCUGAUGAGCAAUUAUAUGAGAUUGCUAGCGCGAUAGAAGCAUCGGGUUACGAUUUCAUAUGGGUUGUCCCAGAGAAGAAAGGGAAAGAGAAUGAGAGUGAAGAGGAUAAACAAAAAUGGUUGCCUAAGGGAUUUGAAGAGAGGAAUAAGGGGAUGAUUGUAAAGGGGUGGGCACCACAGGUUGUUAUAUUAGGCCACCCUGCGGUGGGUGCAUUUUUGACGCAUUGCGGGUGGAACUCUGUGGUGGAGGCUGUUAGUGCCGGAGUUCCGAUGAUCACGUGGCCAGUGCAUAGCGAUCAAUUCUAUAACGAGAAGUUAAUAACUCAAGUGAGAGGGAUUGGAAUUGAACUCGGUGCAGACGAAUGGAUCAUGGCUGCUUUUAAAGAUAUGAAAAAGCUAGUGGAGAGAGACUGUAUAGAGAAGGCUCUGAGACGGUUGAUGGAUGGUGGUGAAGAAGCUGUCCAAGUUAGACGUAAAGCUCGAGAGUUUGCAAAAAUUACUAGAUAUGCUGCUGGAGAAGGUGGUUCAUCUCAUAAAAAUUUGACGACUUUGAUUGAUGAAAUUAAGCGAUUAAGAGAGUAA